This is a messenger RNA of Vanessa atalanta (red admiral), 2611 nucleotides long. RefSeq names its product esterase FE4-like. The record is from RefSeq and is a predicted model, not a curated record. Lineage: Eukaryota; Metazoa; Arthropoda; Insecta; Lepidoptera; Nymphalidae. Bases 388 to 1962 code for a protein of 524 amino acids. The transcript has 5 exons.
UUCAAAACAGUUCAACAUAUUAAAAAUAAAUAUCGAAGAUAUUGUCUGUUUUGAUAAGUUAUGGAAAUAAUUGCACUAUAUUUCAAAUAUUUUUUUAUAAGCAUUUCAUUCCCAGUUUUCAUUUAAUUAUAAAUAAUACUAAAUACUAAUAAGAGUUAAACACUUUUUUAUUGGAACUUUACUAUUACGAUAUAAAGCCGCAGGAUCUCAGGUCAUGGACUCAAACCCCGAUCGGACCGAUAAAAAGUUAUGGUUUAUCUAUCGAAUAAAUAGCAGCCCGGAGUCUGGAAGUUUUAUAUAUUCCCGUGCUUCGAACGCACGUAAAGUCGUUGAUCCUUUCUGGACUUUCUGAUUGUGUCAGAUUUGCCAUUCCAUCGAAUUAUAAGAAUGCCUCAAGUCAAGGUUCCUCAAGGUGUACUUAAAGGCAAGGUUUGCUCUACUUAUAAUGGCAAAAAGUUCUACAGUUUCGAAGGUGUACCGUACGCGAAGCCGCCUGUUGGUGAUCUUCGCUUCAAGGAUCCACAAGAGCAUGAUGGCUGGUCAGGUAUAUGGGACGCUACUAAACCAGGCAAUAAGUGCCCCCAAGUCAACCCCAUGGGUAAAGGAAUUAUGGAGGGGUGUGAGGACUGUCUGUACUUAAAUAUUUACACUCCAAUGAUGCCAACUGAGGAUAUAAAAAAACUUCCGGUGUUAUUUUUCAUUCACGGUGGCAGAUUGACAUUAGGCUACGGUGAUUACUAUAGACCGGAUUAUUUCAUUGAAAACGACAUUAUAUUAGUAACGAUCAAUUAUAGAUUAGGUAUAUUCGGUUUUUUGUGCCUCGAAACACCGGAAGUUCCGGGUAACGCUGGCUUAAAAGAUACAGUCAUGGCUUUGAAAUGGGUUAAGAGUAAUAUAAAAAACUUUAACGGUGAUGACGAUAAUAUUACUGUUUUCGGCGAAAGCGCUGGAGCGGCUAUCGGUACGUCGUAUUUGACGUGCAAAAUGGCGGAUGGGUUGUUUAAUAAAGUGAUCUGUCAAUCUGGUUCGUCGAUAUCAGAUUUGUAUAUUAUAGGAGACGAUCCGAUACACAGAGCAAGCGUGCUUGCGUCGUUUUUAGGACAAAAUACAAGAGAUAAGUACGAACUUUAUGAUCUCUUCUCAAAAGCAUCGACUGAGGAUUUAGUUUACGCGGCGAUAUCCGCAAAACUAACGGAACAUCCCGCCGUUCUUAGUGCGUUCCUUUUACCUGUGAUAGAGAAGGAGUUCGAUGAAGUUGAGAGAUUUUUCGAAGAACCGCCAAUAGUAUCGAUAAGAGAAAAUCGAUUGAAAAAAUUACCUGUCCUAGUGUCGGUGCAUUCGCACGAAGGCGCGUUAUUUGUGGAGAAGGACGAACUCGGAAAUGUGAUUUACGUGGACAAUUUCGAAUAUUUCAUUCCGUCGUUCCUGUCUAUAAAAAUGGAUACGCCGAACGCAUCGACAUUUGCGAGUAAAUUGCGCCAAUAUUACAUGGAAGGUAGAAGUGCUAAUGACACGACGAAAAAUGAAUAUUUACAUCUCGUAAGCGAUCAUUACUUCCUUCGAGAUAUUAUGUUAAUGGUUGAAUUGUUCUCCAGUUCCCAAGACAUAUAUCUGUGUAGAUUUGGCUACUUUGGUAAUAUGAAUAUAAGGACGAUGAGAAGUUUAGGCGUUAUGGGUGCGACGCACGGUGAUCUCAUACAGUAUAUAUUCUAUCGAGAAACUAAAGUGAAAUCGGCGUCGGAAAAGGAUUUGUUUAUUGCCCACAAUCUCGUCGAUGCUUGGUGUAAUUUUGCGAAAACUGGAAAACCAACAUUCAAAAAUCUGAGUUUAGACUGGCAACCCUACGAUAUAGAUAAAAAAAUAUGUCUUAACAUCGAAGAUGAUAUAAAAGUCGAACCAUUCCCUAAGUUUGAUAGUGUGAAAUUUUGGUUCGAUUUAAUAAAAGGAAGAUCGAAACUGUGAUUGUACUCUUAUAGAGUAAAGAUCAUAGACAACUCUGACCUUGAAUUGAGAUGAUAUCAUUGGUCGAGAUCUAAAUUGUCUGUGGUAUUCAAUAUUCGUAAAUAAAAGGUUUUUAAAACGUGGACAAAAUAAUUGGAACUUUUGGAAGUGGAUACAAGUAGUUAAUUCGAAUAGUGUGAUAUAAAUAAAGAUAUAUUAUUGGAAUAUAUGAUAUAGCAAAGCUUUACCAAAUCACAUGGAAUGUUUAAUUCUAAGGUUGUUUAUAUUUACUCUUGACAUUUAAGAUACCAUAUUACUUUAAAAAUGUUGUUUAUGUUAUUAGUUGAAUAAUGCCAGAGUCGGAUUAAAAGGUCUGGAGGCCCUGGGGCCACAAUGGAGUGGAGGCCUUUUUUUUUUGUUUUACGUGGAGGAAAGCCGGCCCCGUUGCCCAGAGUACACCACGAGGAGGUGACUGACAUGUACCCCCUGGAGUGGAGGCCCUAGACCAACAGAGGCGUUGAGACUUAAUUAGAAUAUUUUAAUUUCGAUCAGUAGGCUAUAGUUUAUUUAGUUGUAUCGGUAACUUUUAUAACAGUUAUUAGUAAUAUUAUUAUAUAUUUUUUUAUGAUUUUGGUAGGCGGACUAGCAAAUGGACCAUCUGAUGGUAAGU